Molecule: messenger RNA, 3696 nt
Organism: Mycosarcoma maydis (corn smut)
Lineage: Eukaryota; Fungi; Basidiomycota; Ustilaginomycetes; Ustilaginales
Exons: 1
Coding region: 1-3696 (1231 amino acids)
Biological process (GO): nucleocytoplasmic transport; activation of GTPase activity
Cellular component (GO): perinuclear region of cytoplasm; cytosol; nucleus
Molecular function (GO): GTPase activator activity; small GTPase binding
Source: RefSeq, a predicted model, not a curated record
AUGAUCACAACUGUCAGCCCCGUACGCAGGUCCAUUUACAAACGCAAGAUGAGCUCCCAACCAAAAGGCAUUCUCAAGCCAGCGCCUCCUCCACAGAAGGGCUUCUCUUUUCGAAGGGACAUUCUCCAGAGCAUCAACACUCGUCUCGCUCAACAGGGCGUCAACGUUCAAGUGCCAAUGCCUCAAAGCGGUACAGCACAAGCCACUGCAUCCUACAUCGGUGGUAUGUUUCGCAAGAUUGGCGGCAUCGCUGCCGGCGCUGCGGCCAAUGUGAGUGGAUCGAAUUCUACCACUGUCGGCGGCUUGCUCUCCAACGACCCAUCUUUCAACAGCAACGGGUCCAGCUUGUACUCGCAAGGGAGCCUGGAUGAUACCAAUGCAAACAAGAGCGGUAGCAAUAUCAUGUCGUCGUCUGGCUCGACCGCAAUCGCAUCACAGCAGAAUGACUCGGAAAACGGAUCGACAACGUCGCUGGUCAAAAACACCGUGCUAUCAUCCACCACCUCGGCUGCACCGCUCAAAAAGGUGCAGUUUCAGGUAUCGCACAUGAGUGUCACUUAUCCCAUUGUCGGUGCUGGCACUCCGGAAGACGAAGAUCUCACCCGUUUACGCAUCGAACGAGAGCAUCGUCGCAUGCUCAAGGCUCGUCGCGGAAAGCCAUGGACGCCUGAACAACUCGAGGCGCUCUACCGCGAAUGUUGCCGCACGCGUGAAGAGCAUCCGCUCAAAAAAAUGCGUCUUGUCUUUCAAGAAGCCGCGCAGUCGAUUCCGCCAGCACUCAAGACCAUGGAUCUUUCCUUUGUACCGCUCGAUCGACACGCUGUUGAGCCUAUCGCCGACCUGCUCAGCGUCGACUUCGGUCUCAACAAGCUCGUCCUUGAGAAUUGUGCUCUCACAGAUGAUACGGUCAAAUCGAUCUUACACGCUCUGCUCGUCUCUGGUACUUUGCCCAAUCUGAGCAUAGCGAGCAAUCGCAAGAUUCGAUUCCGUGGCUGGAAGUAUGUAGCCAUUUUCAUGCGACGCGCACGCGCGCUGCGCUAUCUCGACUUGUCUGAAAACUCGAUAGACCGUCUGUCGCUCGAGCAUCUCCUUGCCGUCAUCAUCAAACCGCCAUCUGCCGUCACAUACCAUCGUACACAACCAUCACGUGCGGCCAAAAAGACGGCCGAUGCAAAACCCGAGGCAGACGGAAAGGAAACGUCGAAGGAUGCUGAAAGUGCUGAACACCAAGUGAAAGAUGGGGGUGAGGACGACGAUGACGACGAGGACGACGAGUUCUUUGACGAUUCGGGCGAGCCACUGAUGCCAACUGCACCGCUACUCCGCGAUGUCUCGGACGAUCCUGAUCCGCCUACUUCAGCAGUCACCUCGCUGCGCCUCGAAAACUGUGGCCUAAAAGCAGCUUCACUCGAGAUGCUCUCACAGGCAGUGCGGUUCUCUGACAUUCGACACCUUUCGCUGCGUCGCAACAAGAUUGGUCAGCUUGCCUCGGUGGCAUUGGCCAUCAUGCUUAAGGACUAUCCGGAUAGUGUAAUCGCUUCCGACACUCAGACGAGCAGCGCAUCAGCUCGCAAGUCAUAUUUCGAUCCUGCUUCCGCUCCUUUUUCAACAGCAUCCGGCAUGGCUGAUGCCGAGGUGUUUCAACGCAAUGGACGUACCUUGCGACCCAGCGAUGGGUUGACCACGUCGGAGCGUUUUGCACGCAGCUACUCGCCUGGUCUUCCAGAAGUUCCCGUCAUCGUCUCGAGUCCAGGAGGCGGCAUUACGUCUCGCAAGAUGCCCGGGUCGCAUCAGGUCAAUGGUGGCAGCGAGCAGAGGCCUACCACGUUCUAUGGAGUGCACACCGAGCAGCUGCAAGACGCCAUGCAAACGAGCAUCGCCGGACCAACAGCUGAGAUAGAUUUGAACUUGACACCACAACAGCGGCUCGAGAUUCGAAGCAAUUCGGCGCCCAACCUGAGCGAGGAGGAAGCGGUCGCCAUUUACCAAGCCAAGCGCGCACGCCGGAUUCUGGCGGACCUGCCACGUGUGGGCAACCUGCUUACACUCGAUCUCAAGUCCAAUGAUAUUCGCGGUGGUGUGGUGUACCUGGCGCAGGUGCUCAAGAAGAACCGUACGCUACGCGUGCUCAACUUGAGCGACAAUAACAUUGAAAUGCCCGGAUUGGUAGCGGUCGCCGAAGCGCUCAAGUACAAUUCAACGCUGGAAACGCUCGACAUGAGUCACAACCCCUGCUCUGGGCCUGGAUUGGAGGGCAUCACGACACUGCGUACUGCAUUUGCGCUCAAUUCGAAUCUCAAGCGAUUGUUCCUCAACGACACGGAUUUAUCUUCAGAAGCGGCGAUUGCGCUUGCCGAGUUUUUGCCGGAAGCACGCAGUUUGAUCCACCUCGACCUUGCCGAGAACUUUGAUAUCGACAUCGCCGGCGUUAUGGCGCUGGCUGUGUCGCUUCGGAUGAAUCAGAGUCUGCGGUGUUUGGACCUGAAUAUUCCACCGAACAACCCGGACUUUGCACGGUUGUCACAAGAGAUUCUGCAAUCGUGCGUUCGCAACACGGAGCUCGCGCAGCAACGCGCGGCCAAGAAAGGACUGAAACAGCGCAUCGCCGCGCCGAUCUAUCGGUCGGUGGUUGCACGAGCAGCGAGAGAGAACGACGAACGCUUGAAGGCGAUCGAGACGGCUCGAGCGACGGCGAUGUCGGCGGCGGCGGCAAAGGAUCGUGCUGCGGUCCAAGACUUGCUCACGGCAGCAGGUGAAUGUCGAAGCGUUCUUCGCGAUCUGUUGUCGGGUGAAGAAAAGAGGCAGCUCGAAGCGCCCGAGCAGAAGCUGACGCCACCGGGCGAGUUUGUGGAAGAUCUGACGGUGCAGAGUGCCAAGUUAAGGAAGAGGUUGGGCGAAUUGGCAGGAACAGUCGAGGAGGAGGAUUUGUUGGAGAGCAUCUUGACGGUGCAUGAUGAGUUGUCAGAGGUGAGUACGCGCUUGGAGAGGUUUUAUCAGUACGGAAUAGCGGCUAUUGGGAAACCUGGAGAUGGAGUUCGGAUCGAGGGUGAAAUGACGUCGGUUCAUCUCACCACUCCGGAUCAGGGUGUAGUUGAGUCGGGAUUGACUUCGCCGGCGUUCUCGAUUGCGGAUUCGGACGAGGAGGACUCAGAGGUCGAAUCGGGGAGUGGCAAGCCACGUUCUCGAAUUGCAGUUGGCGCCAGCGGCGCGUCCGCAAACGGAGAAGCCAGCAAUAUGCCACAACACUCACGCUCACACCAAGGUUCAUUGUCAGACAUGAUGGACGGUCUCGGCAUCCAGACGCACUCUGUCGACCGUGAUUCUGCCGAUCGCGAAGAACGCGAACCGGAACACGAACACGAACACGAACACGAACUUGGAGCGGAUGGGAGCCCGCUACCUCCGCGUGCACCAACCGAAACCCUCGCCAAAGGUCAGCUAAGUGAAGAGGCCGAGCUCUUCCGAAAAACCAAAUGCUUGCAAUACGACUUCCACGCUCGUCACUCACAGGACGAUGAGCGCCUAGCUCGCCUCGGCACCACUCCAGACCUCGCUUGCACCCCUACGGCACCACCUUCGCCUCACACCGACCCCCUACAGGCGGCCGUCCACAACGCUCACUUGUCCGGCGAACAGCUGAGGAAAGACCUCCUCCGCGCACACGUCCCUCCGAAAUCCCUCACCUCCACCCCUUAG